AUGGAUAUGAUUGCUACCAACUUCAAUGACAAGGGUGUCCAUGAGUUCCCUGGAAUCAUUGGAGCCAUAGAUGGAUCUCAUAUCCAAAUUGAACCACCUUCAGAAAACCCCCAAUCGUAUUACAACAGGAAAAGAUUUCACUCAGUUAUACUUCAAGGCAUAUGUAAAGAUGAUAUGCAAUUUAUCCAUACCAAUAUUGGUUGGCCUGGCAGAGUCCAUGAUGCCAAAGUUUUGAAAAAUUCUGACGUGUGGGAUUCAGGUUACCAAAAAUGUGAUUUUGGCCGGUUUCACCUGCUUGGAGACGCAGCUUACCCUUUAAGAGUCUGGCUUUUAACCCCUUACAGAGAUACGGGGCACCUUUCCAGACAGCAGACCUAUUUUAACAAAUGUCUCUCAUCGAAAAGACAAAUUAUUGAGCGGGCAUUUGGACUGCUGAAAGGUCGCUUCCACAGAUUGAAAUACAUUUAUAAUAGGACAAUCAAGAAUACUUGUGAAAUUAUACAGGCAGCAUGCAUUCUUUACAAUGUGUGCAUUUGUAGUGGUGAGGAACUAGAAGACUUUCUUGACCUAGAUGAAAAUCUAAACAUUAACAGGAUGUAA
Messenger RNA from Saccostrea echinata, 600 nucleotides. Its product is annotated as putative nuclease HARBI1. The record is from RefSeq and is a predicted model, not a curated record. The transcript has a single exon. The coding region runs from base 1 to 600 and encodes 199 amino acids. Lineage: Eukaryota; Metazoa; Mollusca; Bivalvia; Ostreida; Ostreidae.